AUGGAGCCGGGCUCAGAGGCCGCGGCAGGAGAGGGGCGGCCCGCGCCCCGGCCCCGUCGCCGCCGCUCCCUGCGCCGCCUGCUCAGCCGCUUCCUGCUGGCACUGGGCAGCCGCUCCCGCCCCGAGGACUCGCCGCCUCGGCCCCAGCCGGGACACUGCGAUGGCGACGGUGAAGGGGGCUUUGCCUGCGCGCCGGCCCCAGCUCCAGACGCUCCAGGGAGCCCCGGGGAGGAGCGCCAGCCGGGACCCCAGUCCCAGCUCUCCGCCAGCGACGGGGCGCGGCCCCCGGGCACGCAGGGCUUGAAAAACCACGGCAACACCUGUUUCAUGAACGCCGUGGUGCAGUGUCUCAGCAACACCGACCUGCUGGCUGAGUUCCUGGCGCUGGGGCGCUACCGGGCGGCGCCCGGCCGUGCCGAGGUCACCGAGCAGCUGGCGGCGCUAGUGCGCGCGCUGUGGACACGCGAAUACACGCCCCAACUUUCCGCGGAGUUCAAGAAUGCAGUUUCCAAGUAUGGCUCUCAGUUCCGAGGCAAUUCCCAGCAUGACGCCCUGGAGUUCCUGCUCUGGCUGCUGGAUCGUGUGCACGAGGACUUGGAGGGCUCGACCCGAGCGCCAGGGUCCGAGAAGCUUCAGCCCGAAACCAGUAAAACCUCUGAGAACCUCCUGUCACCAUCGGCUCAGCUCUCUUUAGGUCAAAGCUUUGUGCAAAGCCACUUUCAAGCACAAUAUAGAUCUUCUUUGACUUGUCCUCAUUGCCUGAAACAGAGCAACACCUUUGAUCCUUUCCUGUGUGUGUCACUUCCUAUCCCCUUGCGCCAGACAAGAUUCUUGAGCAUCACCUUGGUCUUCCCCUCUAAGAGCCAGCAGUUCCUGCGGGUCGGCCUAGCCGUACCGAUCCUCAGCACAGUGGCAGCCUUGAGGAAAAUGGUGGCAGAGGAAGGCAGAGUCCCUGUGGAUGAGGUGAUCUUGGUUGAACUGUAUCCCAGUGGACUCCAGCGGUCUUUCUUUGAUGAAGAGGACCUGAACACUAUCACAGAGGGAGAUAAUGUGUAUGCCUUCCUAGCCCCGCCACCAACUGGCCAAGAGAUAAGCUCAGCUUGUCCACCUGGUCUGUCAGUCUCCCCACGUUUGGCAGCCCGUGAGAGUCAGCGAUUAUCCCUGCCUCUCCAUAGUGAGAACAAGGUGCUAAUCCUCUUCUGUAACUUGGUGGGGUCAGGGCAGCAGGCUAGCAGGUUUGGGCCACCAUUCCUGGUGAGGGAAGACAGAACCAUUUCCUGGGUCCAGCUCCAGCAGUGCAUUCUCAGUAAGGUCCAAUAUCUCAUGAAGAAUGAGGCCCCCAUACAGAACCCAGGGUCGCUGUUCUCCAUCCGGGUUGUCGGGCAGUCUCUGGCCUACGGCUACUUACCACCACAGCACAGUCAACCCCUCUGUCACUGGGCGAUUGACAGGGCUUUGCACCUCAGGAGGCCAGGAGGCCCCCCACAUGUCAAACUGGCUAUUGAGUGGGACAGCUGUGUCAAGGAGAGUCUGUUUGGGAGCCUCCAGGAGGAGCGGGUCCAGGAUGCGGACAGUGUGUGGCAGCAGCAGCAGGCACACCAGCAGCACAGCUGUACCUUGGACGAAUGUUUUCAGUUCUACACAAAGGAGGAGCAGCUGGCCCAGGAUGAUGCGUGGAAGUGCCCCCACUGCAAAGUCCUCCAGCAGGGCAUGGUGAAGCUGAGUCUGUGGACCCUGCCUGACAUCCUCAUCAUCCACCUCAAAAGGUUCUGUCAAGUGGGCGAGAGAAGAAAUAAGCUCUCCACGCUGGUGAAGUUUCCACUCUGUGGCCUCAACAUGGCUCCCCAUGUAGCCCAGAGGAGUGCUGGUCCCAAGCCUGAGCCAGGCUCCUGGACUUCCUGGAAGCAGCCAGCCUGCCUGCCAACCAGCUACCCACUAGACUUCCAGUAUGACUUGUAUGCUGUAUGCAAUCACCACGGCAGUCUGCAAGGUGGGCAUUACACAGCCUACUGCCGGAACUCUCUGGAUGGCCAGUGGUACAGUUACGACGACAGCACAGUGGAAUCGCUUCUUGAAGAUGAGGUCAUUACCCGAGGGGCUUACAUUCUAUUUUAUCAGAAACGGAACAGCAUCCCUUCAUGGUCAGCCAGCAGCUCCAUGAGAGGUUCCACCAGCUCCUCUUUAUCUGAUCACUGGCUCAUGAGGCUCGGGAGCAAUAAUAGCAGCAUGAGGGGAAGCCUGUUGUCCUGGAGCUCUGCCCCUGGCCCCCCACAGCCUCAGGUGCCGGCCCCUCCCAUUUUCACAAACAGCCUCUCCAGUCAGGAAAAGGGAGGGCUAGAGUCCACGCCUUUGGUCCGGGGUGUAAGAGGCCGAAGCAUCAGCAUGAAGGCGCCCAUCCCAUCCCGAGCCAAGCCAGGGGCCUUCAAGACCAUGCCCCUCCGGUGGUCUUUUGGACACAGGGAGAAGCCACUUGUUGCAUCUGUUGAGUUGGUGGAGUACUUGGAGUCCAGACGGAGACCUCGAUCCACGAGCCAGUCCAUUGUGCCGCUGUUGACAGGCGCUGCUGGUGGAGAUGAGAAGUCAGUGGUGCUGAGGUCAAAUGCCACCCUCUCUGCUAAGAGUGAAGAUAGUGGGAGAACCAACGAGAGAGUACUGGCUGGAGUGCCCUGCCCUGCGGACCACCCCAGCCAGUGCGCAGUCCCUGGAAUCUCAGAUGGUCUAAACCCAGCAAGGAAACUCAAGGAAAAUGCAAGACAGGAUAUCAGGCUUCCUAAGCAAUUUGACCUACCCCUCACAGUCAUGCCCUCGAUGGAAAGUGAGAAACGAGCCUGGCCGGAGGGCCUGAGGACCACGAACUGGAAGGGAAGUGGCCAGGCUGGGAGCAAUAGCAGAGCAUCCUCCCCCAAAGAGCCUUCACGUGCUAUGGCAUUAUCUAGAAACAGUGCAGAGACUUGCCGAAAUCCCUUAGCCAAGGUCAGAGCUAAUAAAGAAGGAAGGGACUCCGAGACAGGCAGAUUCUCACAGGGGACCCUCACCCUUCUGAGAUCUGUGUUUUGGAAGAAGGAGAACAAGAAGAAUGACAGGGCUGCUGUGACCCCCCAGGUGUCUCCAGUCUCCCUGGAGAGUGGCAGGCUGAGCCUGGCUGUGGAUGAGCAGGCUCGAGGCUCAUCCCCUUCCCUGAGGAUUCCAGAGAGCCUGGCUAGGGGCCCGGCCAGCCGCAUGGAGGGGGCUGUCCGGUCCGCACCCAGCUCUCUCCACCUCCCUCGAAAGGCCAGUAGGCCCACAAGGCCCAGUGCCUUGAGCACAUUACAAGGGAGUGUUCUUGGGGAACAGCCUCCUUUUGGCACCUUGCAAAAAGUGAAAUACCAGACCAGCAACCUGUCCUUCACAGUCCAGUUUUCCCCACAUGAUGAGGAAAGCAUUACCAACAUCUCCAUGAUCAUCCUUGAAAGUUAUAUCCAGGGCUUCAAGCCAGAGUACGGAAAGUUUCAGAGGGAAAAAAACCUAACACCCUCUUUUGAAAGUAACAUUCAAGGAGAUGAAGACAAUGGGCACGACACCUCAAACAGAAGUACCUACAUGGACCCGGAGGAAGACCUCAGACCCUCAGCUUCCUCUGUAAUAGGGACUCUGGCUCUCCAAAGAGAAAAGAAGACCACUCCUCAAUUUACUACCGUCUAUGUGGAGGCUAUAUUUUCUGCCAGGUCCCAGAGUGGCAAAGAGAAAGGAAAUGAGGACGACUCUACGGAAAACUGGAGGACUGAAUCACACUCAGGGCCAAGCUCUCUGCUGCCUUCCGCUGAACUGACCCAUGAUGUCAGAGAAUGUGGGAAGACUCAUGAGGGGGGAAGCUGUGGCUUGAUUGUGGUGUCCCCAAGAACCCUGAUUCCCAGAGUCACUGUGGUGAGGAAGUCGUCAACAAAGCAGAGGACUACCCCAGGCUGUGUGGAGCCCACAGCCACGCCUCCUCCUGUCCCUGAAGAUGCUGACCUCUCUCCUGGGCCCCAGAGGGCCAGAGGGAAAGGCUAUGUUCUGGAUAAUUUCCUAUGA
Molecule: messenger RNA, 4050 nt
Organism: Pteropus alecto (black flying fox)
Lineage: Eukaryota; Metazoa; Chordata; Mammalia; Chiroptera; Pteropodidae
Gene: USP43
Product: ubiquitin specific peptidase 43
Exons: 22
Coding region: 1-4050 (1349 amino acids)
Biological process (GO): protein deubiquitination
Molecular function (GO): cysteine-type deubiquitinase activity
Source: RefSeq, a predicted model, not a curated record